Molecule: messenger RNA, 2898 nt
Organism: Malassezia vespertilionis
Lineage: Eukaryota; Fungi; Basidiomycota; Malasseziomycetes; Malasseziales; Malasseziaceae
Exons: 1
Coding region: 1-2898 (965 amino acids)
Molecular function (GO): protein binding
Source: RefSeq, a predicted model, not a curated record
AUGGCCGAGCCGUGGAGAUCGUUGGAGCAUAUCGAAUGGCAGCUGAUCCGUGGCGUGCCCGUUCCGGAAGUGUUGGACGAUAGUUUACAAGGCAAGGUCCUGAGCGGCAGGUACGACCAAGUGUUGCGUUCGGCGACCAGCCACAAGUUGGCCGCACAGGUAGCGAAGCAUGUUCAAUGUCUGCAUACGACAGCCACGCCCGACGUGUUCUCCACGCUUGCACUAGAUGUAAACAUGUCCGAUACGGCAUCUGCAUUGGAUACGCUGUGUGUUGCGGUUGCCGCGCUGCAAGCAUUCGUCCAGCUGAACUGGACAGGUCCCGAUUUUCUGUUGGCGCCCGCUGCACUGCUGCACAUGUGCGGCGCCCAGUACUUCCCGCAGCGUGUGCCCAACGAUGAAGACGCCUAUAUGGCCUUCUCCAAGUCGUUAAAUGCCGCAUGCCUCGAAUCGCUCACACAAGCGGGCGAACCAGCAUACCACUUGGCGAAAGGUCCCUUUUACCUGGUCUAUGCACGCCAAAUUUUGGGCGCGCUCGAACGGAACGACAAAGGUGGGCAUUUGCAGACGCUUCCAUGGUGGGAUUUGCGUGUCGGCGGCGUGCAUAGGCGCCUUCUGGAUGAUGCCGUUGAGCCCAAUGCACAAACACUGGAGAAAAUGCAGGCGAUUAUAGAACAAUGCAAGCAGCGUGCAGCCAUCGAACCAGACGUUGCUAACGGAUGGGGCACGAUGGCAGCGCGUGCGAUACUCGAAGUUGCUAUUGCUCACCAGCGUGCCGGGAACGACCGCAAAGCCUCGGAGCUGCUUAUGGAGGCAGCAAAGACAAAUGCACUGGUGUAUGAAAUGACUGGCGCGCCCGGGAAGCGGACCAAGUUCCAAAAGGACGACAAGAUGCAGCUUGUGCUCCUUGCCGAGUCGCGCCACGUUGAAGAAGAUAGACCGGGCGAUGCUGUGCAGCGCACCGACAGCGUGGAUAACAGUGCCACGGUAAACCCUGCAGCGCAGGUGGACCACCAGCCCGCGAACCUGUCGCUGAACGACGAUACGCUCCUGGAGCAGACCAUGUUUACUUCUACUGCUGCGGACAAGUCGAGCCAGGUGCUUGCGCACAUCGACCCCGCCAACCAGCCUGCGCUCGCGGUCACGGACCAGUGCAUUCUUCUCGCACUGUGCCUCAACAUCCAAAAUACCCAGCCGUCGCACGGUCUGACGACCGAGCAAAUGUCGGUGUUUGUGGAACGCAUUCUCUCCCAUCCCCGAAACUGGAGCGUGCACACCAUGGCGCUUUUGUUGCGCUCCCGCUUGGAGGCGCAUCGCUCACGUACCGUAGACCGCUCUGCACUCCAGCUCCAGGCAUUGAUCGACCAAAUGCCCUCGAACGACAGCAGCUUGCGCGAGCGGAUGCGCUUUUUUUACAGCUUGGAGUUACCGCCGCAGUGGGAAAUGCAGGCGGAGCUUGCACGCAGGUAUGUUUCGAUCGGAGUGCUGCGCAGUGCGCUGGAAAUCUUUGAGCGUAUCGAGAUGUGGGACGAAGUGGUGCAGUGCCUGGGGCUGCUUGGACGCAAAGAAGAGGCCGUCGAGGUAGUACGCGAUCUCUUGCAGGGCCACAAGACCGAGGCAGAAGCGCUGCUUGCGCAGAAGCGCAACGAUACGCGGAAACAAGUGCAGUUUGCGCGCGCGCGCGAGGCGAAACUGUGGUGCUUAUUGGGCGACUUGGAUGUCGCACAUGCAGAGGACCACUACCAAAAAGCCUGGGAUAUUUCCAACGCUACGUCUGGGCGUGCUGCGCGCUCGCUCGGAGCCUACCAUUUUGCCCUCUCCGCAUUUGACAAGGCUGCGGCAUGGUUGCGCCGUGCAGUCCGAAUCAAUGCGCUCUUUACGCGCAGCUGGUUCAUGAUGGGAUGCAGCUAUAUGCGCAUGCAGCAGUGGGUCGAGGCUGCGUCUGCUUUCCGCAAGUGUACCGCCCUGGAAGAGGAGGAUGGAGAGAGCUGGAACAAUUUGGCCAACUGCUACUUGCAAAUGCACCAGUCGCAGAUGGAUCGGCUCGACAAGGUGUUUGAUGCAGCAGACGACGAUGCCGCGAGCAUGCAUAGCACCAGCACAGCCGCCGACUCGGGCGUCGGUCUCGAUGCGGACGACGAAGAAACUGGGAAACGGUCGACAAACGCGGCGUUCGAGCUUCGCGUGCUUGCGCACAAGGCGCUCGGCGUUGCGCUCAAGUACAACUUUGAUUCUUGGCGGGUGUGGUACAACUACAUGAUUGUGUCCAUCAAUGUGGGAAUGAUGCACGAGUCAGCGCGUGCGCUCGCACGCAUCGUCGAGAUCCGAAGUAAGGAAGCGAGUCAAAGCAGCGCCACGACGUCCUCUGUAGAGGACGUGGUCGAUUUCACCGUGCUGAACCGCAUUGUCGACGCUGUGAUCCAGACGCCGUGGGAUGAAGAUGACCCCUUGAUGCGCAGCCAAAACGAGGGACAUGGACUGCGUGCUGAUGUGCAGCGCCUGUUUGAAAAUACGCUCCUCCCCCGCUUCUCCACCAAUGCGGCAAUCCUGCAAGUGUACGCGCGCUUUCUUCUUUGGGCUCACGAGUACCGCAAGAUGCUUGAUGUACGCAUUAAGAGUUUCCGUUUUGGGCUCGGCGCACCCGAUGCUACUCAAGUCGUGACCGAUUUGCACACCUUUUGCCUCGCCAAGGACGAGCUGCAGGAUUUGGUGGACGCGCUGGAAAAUACGGGCACACGCCCAGCCGCGCCUGGCAGCACAGAGGAGGCCAUGCCAGACUGGAACUUCCAGGCGCGGACUCUGUUGCGCGCAUUCAUCGCGCGCACGCGCGAUAGCUUUGCCGACGAGCCGCACUUUGCGAGCCUCGCCGAGACCCUCCAAGGGCUUCGCACUAGUGUUUAG